AUGACGAAAGUCGUGCCAUUUGAUCCACCUUGUAUUGCACCUACUGCCCUCCACACAGUGACCCAACGUCAAACAAACCCCUUAAACGUCUGUCUGAUGGUUUUGACAACAAUGGCAUUUGCAUACGGUAUUGCAUUCCUCGUCGUGCAUGCACAACAAAUUUACGGUGCCUGUUACACUAUAUCCACUCCGCACCUCGUACUCGAUUCAAUAUCCAUCUCCAACUUCAGCCUCUCGUCUCGUCAGGUUUCCGCGGAAUGGGACGUCAGGAUGAAUCUCGAAAGCUGGGUCCGUCGUGGAUAUAUAAACCUUCAUGAUAUUACAAUUUCGAUAUUUUACGAAGCGUUACAAGUCGGAUUGACUAGUCUUGUCCCGUUCGAUGUGAGUCCUCGUAAUUCCACCGUAUACUUUGAGAAAAAAUUUAGGGGAUCGUCGGGGUUAGUUGAUGAUUCCAUGAUUAAGGCCAUGAACGAAAAUAUUGUAGCUGGUACGGUAAAAUUACAUGUUCAGUUUAAAGGUUCGGUGAGAAAAUCUUUCAAAGGCCGUUGGGUUGAUCACUUGGAGUUGCUAGUUGAUUGUAAUAACGUGGAGUUAUUUUUUGGAUCUUCUGAUAAGUCACGGGCACAGAUGUCGAAUCCUUCCCGCAAAUGCCGACCUGUGCUACUUGGUAAUUACGAUAAUUAG
Molecule: messenger RNA, 684 nt
Organism: Daucus carota subsp. sativus
Lineage: Eukaryota; Viridiplantae; Streptophyta; Magnoliopsida; Apiales; Apiaceae
Exons: 1
Coding region: 1-684 (227 amino acids)
Cellular component (GO): plasma membrane
Source: RefSeq, a predicted model, not a curated record